ACCAGCGCAGAGAGAGCGAUGGCGGAGUGCGGCCGGAAGGCGCUGUCCCUCCUGGAGGCGGCCCGCUCCCGCUACGAGAGCCUGCAGAUAUCCGACGACGUGUUCGGCGAGUCCGGGGAUGACAGCAGCGACAACCCCUUCUACAGCACCUCCGGGGACUCGGACUCGGACAACUCCAUGGCCGAGGAGCACCAUCACCACCACCACCAGCACCACCACCACAACCACCAGAGACGAGGCGACAGGGAGAGCUCGCUCGGCGGGGUGGCAGGCGGUGGCAGCCCGGGUCCGCCCGGCUCUCUGUCCCGCAGCCAAGCAGAGGAGGAGGGCUGGACGGAGACCCUGCAGGAUGUCACCGUGCCGCCGUAUAAAGGCUCUUACGGCCCAGCUCAGAAGAUGCCCGCCACGGCCACCGCGUUGGACUUCUUCCAGCUCUUUGUCCCUGACAACUGCAUCCAAAACAUGGUCGCCCAGACCAACAUGUACGCCAAGAAGUUCCAAGAGCGCUUCGGCUCGGACGAGGGCUGGCAUCCCGUCACGGCGCAGGAGAUGAAGGCCUUCCUGGGCUUCGUCACCUCCACCAGCGUGCACCACUGCGAGUCGGUGCUCAGCAUCUGGAGCUCGGGCUUCUUCAGCAACCGCAGCAUCGCCCUGAAGAUGAGCCAGGCGCGCUUCGAGAAGAUCCUGAAGUACUUCCACAUCGUGGCGUUCAGACCGUCGCAGGGGAGCAACCAAGGCCUGUACAAGAUUCAGCCCUUCCUGGACUCGCUGCAGCAAUCCUUCAGCUGCACGUUCCGACCUUCACAGACCCAGGUUCUCCACGAACCCUUGAUAGACGAGGACCCCGUCUUCAUCACCACCUGUACGGAACGAGAGCAGAGGAAGAGGAAGAAGAGGAAGUUCAGUCUUUGGGUUCGACAGUGUACUUCUACUGGAUUCAUCUGUCAGCUCUCUGUGCAUCUGAAGGAGGGCCAAGGUGGAGACGCUCUGUCCGCCCUGAAGAACAAACCUCAGCUGCACAGUCUAGUGGCCAAGCAGCUGUGCCAGAACAUCUCUGGAAAGAACACCAUCAUCUUCACGGGGCCAUCCAUCACCAGCCUUGGACUCUUCGCCGAGUUUAGCAAGCAAGAUAUCUACUGCUGUGGUCUGCUGAGCACCAGAAAGAGCGACUGCACAGGCUUGCCGCAAAGCAUGCUGGUCUGCAGCUCCACGCCGUCGCAGCGGGGCCAGUGGCGAGUGAUGAUGCAAGGCAGCAUGUCGCUGAUUAGCUGGUACAACAAGGGACACUUCAGGUUCCUCACCAACGCCUACUCGCCGACCAAACAAGGUUUGAUCAUCAAGAGGAAAAGCGGCGAGGUUCCCUGUCCUCUGGCGGUGGAGGCCUUCGCCGCACACCUCAGCUACAUCUGCAAAUACGACGACAAGUUCAGCAAGUACUUCAUCUUCCACAAGCCCAACAAGACGUGGCAGCAGGUGUUCUGGCUGAGCGUCAGCAUCGCCAUCAACAACGCAUACAUUCUCUACAAGAUGUCCGACGCCUACGCCGUCAAGCGCUACAGCCGGGCGCAGUUCGGAGAGAGACUGGUCAAAGAGCUGCUGGACGUGGACGAGUGCUCGCCCACGCCGUGAGGAUGGACGGGUGGCUGGGUGGUUGUUGUCAGUCACACACAUGUACAGACUGUAUGUCACCACGCUGAAGCAGUGCCAACUCUUCCUCCAGUCCUUGUACUGUAAAUAAUAUCUAACACCACUUAGGGGGGGGCGGGGGGGUUCACGCCACCAAGCAACGAUGAAGCAUGAUGACCAGGAAGAUUUCACCCCCCAUGAGAUUAUCUCUCUUCCAUCACUUGCCACACGGAGCCCAAAAGAGGCUGAGUAAACACACAUUAGUUGUAUCAUCUUAAAUAUCAUUUGUCGUGGUUUGCUUUAGAUGAGGGGUGUGCAAAGUGCAGCACAGGGGCCGUUCUCGCUCCUUUUUGUUGUUGGCCCUCAGGCAUACACAGUACUAAAGAUCAAAUUCAUUAUAAUGAGAUAUUAUUGCUCAUUUGCUUCGUCGCAAAACUAAGAUGCCAAAGUUUUCUUCAGCAUGUAUUGACUUGACAUUGGAUCGGUUUUAGCAUCUUUAAUGCACAAAUUCAAUCGUGUGGUCGUCCUGGCAUCUUUAAAAUGUUGACUCUCCCUGGAAACAAACAAAAGUUUAUUGACAAUUUAAAUGAGGAAAAAACCUCCUACAAUAUUACUUGGGGAAGUAAAAAAAAAAAAAAAAGUUCCACAAAUCAAAUUUUUUGCACUCAAAACUGUGAAUUACUGUGAAUUAUUGAGUGGAAAAUAUUUAUGGGAAAGAGAUUCUGUAAAUGUGGAGUGAUUGGUCAUAUAUAUACUGUAUUUUUCGGAGUAUAAGCCGAAAAUGCACAAUAAAGAAGGAAAAAAACAUAUAUAAGUCGCGCUGGAGUAUAAGUCGCAUUUUUUGGGGACAUUUAUUUGAUAAAAGCCAACAGCAAGAAUAGACAUUUGAAAGGCAAUUUAAAAUUAAAGCUGCAAGCAGCGAUGGACGGGACCGACUUUGAUGGCACAUAAAAUCCAAACCGGAGCAGUAAUCAAAACUCUUUGGUCAACUUUUAAUCAGAAGGGUUCAAUCUCUCUCCUGUGUUAGUUUGAAGCCGAAACAACAAACACGCUCAGAGGAGAUAGAUUUUGAAGGAAGGUGACCGGUUUUUACAAAAAUUUUGUUUUGAAGGGGGAAUAGCAAACUUCUUGUAGAUUUUUGCUGGGGGUUGUCAAUUUAUGAAAUGUAGGCCUAAGUGAGACCUACAUAGAGGUUUUUGUUUCAUGUCUCUCCGACCUUCCCAGUGGGAGUUACAGGCAGUUUUGUCAGUUUUUUCAUCCGAGGAGCAGUUUUUUGUGCGUUUUAUUAAAAAAUUGCGCUAGAGCACAAUUUUGAGAUUUGGGGUUAGGUUUUUUAUUAGAUCACAAUUGUUGCCAGUCCUGAUGUGUGCGUUCAGUUUGGUGAGUUUUGAAGCAUGUUAAGGGGGUCAAAUUGCAGCUCAAAGAGGCAAAAGUGACUGUUUUUAGUACUUUUUUGUCUUGAAGGGGGAAUUGCCAACUUCCUGUUG
Molecule: messenger RNA, 3113 nt
Organism: Nerophis lumbriciformis (worm pipefish)
Lineage: Eukaryota; Metazoa; Chordata; Actinopteri; Syngnathiformes; Syngnathidae
Gene: pgbd5
Product: piggyBac transposable element derived 5
Biological process (GO): non-replicative DNA transposition
Cellular component (GO): nucleus
Molecular function (GO): transposase activity
Source: RefSeq, a predicted model, not a curated record